UCUCUCUCACCAUCAAUGGCUCUCUCCAUCUCCAUCUCCAUCUCCAUCUCUCUCCUCCUCAUCUUCCUCUCUCACUUCCCCUCCUCACAUGCAGAGCCUUUCAUCGGAGUUAACUACGGCCAAGUCGCCGACAAUCUCCCUCCUCCUUCAGAAACCGCCAAGCUCCUCCAAUCCACUUCUAUCCAGAAAGUUCGACUCUACGGCGCCGAUCCCGCCAUCAUCAAAGCUUUGGCCGGAACAGGGGUUGGUAUCGUCAUCGGCGCUGCUAACGGCGACGUUCCUUCUUUCGCCUCCGAUCCCAACGCCGCCACUCAAUGGAUCAACUCCAAUGUCCUUCCUUUUUAUCCCGCUUCCAAAAUCAUCCUCAUCACCGUCGGCAACGAGAUUCUGAUGUCGAACGAUCCAAAUCUGGUGAAUCAGCUACUUCCGGCGAUGCAAAAUGUCCAAAAAGCCCUUGAGGCGGUGUCUCUCGGCGGGAAAAUCAAGGUCUCGACGGUGCACUCGAUGACGGUGCUCGGUAGUUCAGACCCGCCAUCGACCGGUUCAUUUGCGCCCGGUUAUCAAACCGGUUUAAAAGGAAUUUUGCAAUUUCUAAGCGACACUGGUUCACCUUUUGCUAUUAAUCCGUACCCGUUCUUCGCGUACCAAAGUGAUCCGAGACCCGAAACGCUGUCGUUUUGCCUUUUCCAGCCUAACGCCGGACGGGUCGACUCCAAAACCGGAAUCAAGUACACGAACAUGUUCGAUGCUCAGGUUGAUGCGGUUCACUCGGCUUUGAAAUCGAUGGGAUUCGAAAAGGUUGAGAUUGUGGUGGCGGAAACAGGUUGGGCGUCAAGAGGGGACGCUAACGAGGUUGGAGCAAGCGUGGAUAACGCCAAAGCUUACAACGGAAACCUAAUAGCUCAUCUAAGGUCUAUGGUUGGCACACCCCUCAUGCCUGGAAAACCUGUUGACACUUACCUUUUCGCACUGUAUGAUGAGAAUCUAAAGCCUGGACCUUCUUCAGAACGGGCUUUCGGGCUUUUCAAAACUGAUCUUUCCAUGGUCUACGAUGUAGGCCUUGCCAAGAGUAGCAGUAGUAGUCAGACACCAUCAGGAAAAGUGACAUCGUCGGGGUGGUGUGUACCGAAGAAGGGUGCCACAAAUGAGGAGUUACAGGCAAGCUUGGAUUGGGCGUGCGGACAAGGAAUAGAUUGUGGUGCGAUACAGCCAGGAGGGGCUUGUUUCGAGCCAAACAAUGUGGCCUCUCACGCAGCCUAUGCCAUGAAUAUGUAUUAUCAGAAAUCUCCUAAGCAGCCUACAGAUUGCGAUUUCUCUAAAACCGCAACAGUCACUUCCCAAAACCCUAGUUACAACAGUUGCGUAUAUCCGGGAGGAGGAGGAGGAGCAGCAGGAAGUAAAGCAGUAAUGAACAAGUAUGUGAGCUCAGACAAAGUAGAGAAGAAGAAUGGAGCAAUAGAACCAAAUGUCUCUUCUUCUCUAUCUUUUCUACUCAUCUUUUUGUCCCUAAUCUUCCAUGUAUAAUAAUGUAAAUGGCUCGAGUAGCUCUUGGAGGUAAGUAAUCAAUUAAUUACGCCUAGUUCUCGAUUUCCUCUGUAUUACUGUGAUCAAGUUUGUUAUUAGUUUUAUAAUGGUUAGUGGUCACACACAUUCUAUAAUAAAAGUGUACUAUUUUUUUUUGUU
This is a messenger RNA of Arabidopsis lyrata subsp. lyrata, 1683 nucleotides long. RefSeq names its product glucan endo-1,3-beta-glucosidase 7. Gene Ontology annotation, cellular component: plasma membrane. Gene Ontology annotation, molecular function: hydrolase activity, hydrolyzing O-glycosyl compounds. The transcript has 6 exons. Gene Ontology annotation, biological process: carbohydrate metabolic process. The record is from RefSeq and is a predicted model, not a curated record. The coding region runs from base 16 to 1524 and encodes 502 amino acids. Lineage: Eukaryota; Viridiplantae; Streptophyta; Magnoliopsida; Brassicales; Brassicaceae.